This is a messenger RNA of Penicillium oxalicum, 1215 nucleotides long. RefSeq names its product lactate 2-monooxygenase. The transcript is spliced from 4 exons. The coding region runs from base 1 to 1215 and encodes 404 amino acids. Gene Ontology annotation, molecular function: FMN binding; oxidoreductase activity. The record is from RefSeq and is a predicted model, not a curated record. Lineage: Eukaryota; Fungi; Ascomycota; Eurotiomycetes; Eurotiales; Aspergillaceae.
AUGUCCGACGAAACGUAUGGGAACUAUCAGAAUGAGAUCUACGGGAAGGGCUCUCUCAUGGGCAUCCUGCCCAGUGUGACGACGGAUCCCCGGUUACUCGAGGGGAAAGCUCGCAAGGCUCUUGGAGAGCGGUCCUUCAACUAUGUUGCUGGGGGUGCGGGAGAGAAAGCAACGAUGGAUAGUAACCGACUGGCGUUUCGACAAUGGAAACUUUUGCCGCGGAUGCUACGGAAUAUGGAUGAACAGGAUGUCUCCGUCGAGCUAUUCGGCCGAAAGUACAAAAAUCCGCUGCUAAUGGCUCCCAUUGGCGUGCAGGGGAUCUUCCACGAAGACAAGGAGGCGGGAUUGGCGCAAGUUUGCGAGGAGGUUGGUGUGCCGUAUAUCAUGAGCACAGCCUCCACAAGCACCAUUGAAGAAGUCGCGGCAGCAAGCAAUGACGGAGAUCGAUGGUACCAGUUGUACUGGCCUCACGACGACGACGUUACCAUUUCCCUGUUGAGCCGAGCCCAGGCGGCCGGCUUUUCCGUGCUUGUGGUCACCCUCGAUACGUGGAGUCUAGGGUGGCGACCGGCCGAUCUAGACAAUGGCUAUGUGCCGUUCAUCAAGGGAGUUGGGUGCCAAGUUGGCUUCAGUGAUCCAGUCUUCAGGGCCAAAUUCGAGGAUGCCAAUGGAUGCAAGAUUGAAGACGACAUUGUGAGUGCCUCGCGAGCGUGGCUCAGCCAUAUCGCGUCAGGUCGCGCGCAUACAUGGGAAGAACUGGCCCUGCUACGCAAACAUUGGGCCGGGCCAAUCGUGUUGAAGGGAAUUCAGCACGUUGAUGAUGCCAAGAAGGCAUUGGAGUACGGAUGCAACGGGAUUGUGGUCUCAAACCAUGGUGGCCGCCAAGUUGAUGGGGCGAUCGGAUCUCUGGACGUUCUACCAGAAAUCGUCGAUGCGGUGGGUGACCAAAUGACGGUGCUCUUUGACUCGGGAGUUCGCACAGGUGUCGAUGUGAUCAAGGCACUUGCGUUGGGUGCCAAAGCGGUCCUAGUGGGCCGACCGGUGAUCUACGGGUUGGGAAUUGGUGGACGCGACGGGGCCAAACAGGUCUUCAAAGGCCUCCUCGCCGAUUUCUGGCAAAGCAUGGGCUUGGCAGGGAUUCGUACGGUGGCUGAUUGUAACCGAACCGUGAUACGCAAGGUGCAGCACGGAGGCGAUGUCAAGGCAAUGCUAUAG